Cariama cristata (Red-legged seriema) is the source of this 1329-nucleotide messenger RNA. It is a transcript of the gene CHIA, whose product is annotated as chitinase, acidic. The transcript is spliced from 8 exons. Lineage: Eukaryota; Metazoa; Chordata; Aves; Cariamiformes; Cariamidae. The record is from RefSeq and is a predicted model, not a curated record. Gene Ontology annotation, cellular component: extracellular region. Bases 67 to 1329 code for a protein of 420 amino acids. Gene Ontology annotation, biological process: chitin catabolic process; carbohydrate metabolic process. Gene Ontology annotation, molecular function: chitin binding; chitinase activity.
ACUGCCUAUCUGCUGACAUGUUACUUCACCAACUGGGCGCAGUAUAGGCCUGGCCUGGGAAAAUUCAUGCCUGACAACAUCGACCCAUGCCUCUGCGACCAUCUGAUCUAUGCCUUUGCUGGGAUGUCCAACAAUGAGAUCACAACUUACGAAUGGAAUGACGAGACCCUUUACAAAUCCUUCAAUGGCUUGAAGAACCAGUUCUCCACAAUGGUUUCCACUCCCGAGAACCGCCAGACCUUCAUCAAUUCUGUCAUCAAAUUCCUGCGCCAGUAUGACUUUGAUGGGCUGGACAUUGACUGGGAAUACCCUGGGUCCAGGGGCAGCCCAGCCCAGGACAAGUCUCUCUUUACUGUACUGGUUAAGGAAAUGCUGGCAGCCUUUGAGCAGGAAGCCAAACAGGUCAACAAGCCCCGUCUCAUGGUCACCGCGGCUGUUGCUGCAGGAAUUUCCAACAUUGAGGCUGGCUACGAGAUUGCUGAGCUUGGAAAGUACCUGGACUACUUCCAUGUGAUGACUUACGACUUCUAUACCCCUGGGGAUGGACAAACUGGGGAGAAUAGCCCCCUGUACAGUGGCAGUAACAAGUACUUCAGUGUUCAAUAUGCUAUGGACUAUUGGAAGAACAAUGGUGCUCCAGCUGAGAAGCUGAUUGUUGGAUUCCCAACCUAUGGACAUGACUUCAACCUCCAAAACCCAUCUGACACUGCUGUUGGGGCACCAUCAUCAGGAGCUGGGCCAGCUGGACCUUACACACGGCAGGCUGGGACUCUGGCUUACUAUGAAAUCUGCACAUUCCUGGACUCUGGAGCCACCCAGGCUUGGGAUGCCCCCCAGGAUGUGCCCUAUGCCUACAAGGGCAACGAAUGGGUUGGCUAUGACAACAUCAAGAGCUUCAACAUCAAGGUUGACUGGCUGAAGAAGAACAAUUUUGGAGGUGCUAUGGUUUGGGCCCUUGAUCUGGAUGACUUCACUGGCACUUUCUGCAAGGAAGGCAAAUAUCCCCUGAUCACCACCCUGAAGAAUGGUCUUGGACAGCAAAAUGGCAACUGUGUGCCUUCGACUCAGCCCAGCUCUCCCGUCACUGAACCUCCCUCUAAUCCAGGUGGAAGUGGAAGUGGAAGUGGGAGUGGGAGUGGAAGUGGGAGUGGAAGUGGGAGUGGGGGCUCUGCUGGUAGUGGCUUCUGUGCUGGCAAGGCCAACGGCAUCUAUGCAGAUCCAACCAACAAGAGCCUCUUCUACAACUGCCUUAACGGCAGAACCUAUGUGCAGAACUGCAGUGAUGGUCUCGUCUUUGAUGCCAGCUGCUCCUGCUGCAACUGGCCAUGA